Messenger RNA from Anas platyrhynchos (mallard), 4456 nucleotides. RefSeq names its product spleen associated tyrosine kinase (gene SYK). NCBI's taxonomy places the organism in Eukaryota, Metazoa, Chordata, Aves, Anseriformes, Anatidae. Gene Ontology annotation, cellular component: cytoplasm. Gene Ontology annotation, molecular function: non-membrane spanning protein tyrosine kinase activity; ATP binding. Gene Ontology annotation, biological process: intracellular signal transduction; protein phosphorylation. The record is from RefSeq and is a predicted model, not a curated record.
CCGGGGCUCGGCGGCAGCGGCCGUGCCAGAGGAGGGCGAGCGCGCAGACAGACAGACAGACAGACAGACACCCCUUGAGGAAGUAGCCGGGGCUGCGAGAGAAAACGAGGAAGCGGCGGCUCCCGCGGAGCCCAGUGCGGGUCCAGCCCCGCUCCCGGCGCUUCGGCGGCCCGGCACGGCUCGCACGGCUCAGCACGGCUCAGCACGGCUCAGCACGGCUCGGCACGGCUCGGCACGGCUCAGCACGGCCCGGGGGAGCCGCCCUGCCCCGCUUCGCUCCCGGAGGCAGAGGCAGGAGGCGGCGGCGGCGGCGUCCGAGCGAGCGGCGCUCUGUCUAGCAGCAGUGAUAGCCUCUAUGGUGUUAAACAUUAAGUUGGCUUCUUAGAAAGCGAAAAUAAAUAAAUCAUGGCUUCCAGCAUGACUAACCCAGCUAACCAUUUGCCAUACUUCUUUGGCAAUAUUACUCGUGAGGAAGCUGAGGAGUAUCUGAUGCAAGGAGGAGUGAGUGAUGGACUAUAUCUGCUUCGCCAAAGUCGGAAUUACCUUGGAGGCUUUGCCUUAUCCUUGGCCCAUGGAAGGAAGGUUCAUCAUUAUACAAUUGAGAGGGAGCUGAGUGGCACAUAUGCUAUUGCAGGAGGGAAGUCUCAUGCGAGUCCUGCUGAACUAAUUAACUAUCAUUCAGAGGAAGCAGGCCUAAUCUGUCUACUGAGAAAACCUUUCAACCGACCACCAGGCAUUGAACCCAAAACAGGGCCCUUUGAAGAUUUAAAAGAGAACCUCAUCAGAGAGUACGUCAAACAAACUUGGAAUUUGCAGGGUCAUGCUCUUGAACAAGCUAUCAUAAGUCAAAAACCUCAGCUGGAGAAAUUGAUUGCUACUACAGCCCAUGAAAUGCCUUGGUUCCACGGGAGGAUUUCGGAAGAAUCAGAGCACCGUAUCCUCAUUGGGUCAAGAAACAAUGGAAAAUUUUUAAUUCGAGAAAGGGACAGCAAUGGUUCCUAUGCCCUGUGUCUGCUCAACGAUGGAAAAGUACUGCAUUACCGUAUUGACAGAGAUAAGACAGGAAAGCUCUCCAUACCAGAUGGAAAAAGAUUUGACACCCUCUGGCAGUUAGUUGAGCAUUAUUCAUACAAACCAGAUGGAUUAUUAAGAGUUCUUACCAUUCCCUGUCCACGACUUGGCUUAGAAAGUGAUAAUGUUGUUUUUGACACUCGUCCCCUUCCUGGAACCCCUUCAAAGAGUUGGGCAAGAGGUGGAAUUAUCUCAAGACUCAAAUCGUACACCUUUCCAAAGGCUGGCAGCAAAAAGCUUCAGCCACCUAUUGGCUCCCCAUCUGAUGACCAAGCAGCUUUUAAUCCUUAUGUGCUACAAAGGACAAGAGGUCUUAUGGGAGCAGAGAAAGGUGAUCAGAGAGAGGCUUUACCCAUGGACACUGAGGUCUAUGAAAGUCCAUACGCUGAUCCAGAUGAAAUGAAACCAAAAAAUGUCACUCUUGACAGGAAAUUGUUAACCCUGGAGGAAGGAGAACUUGGCUCUGGCAAUUUUGGUACUGUAAAGAAAGGGUUCUAUAAGAUGAAAAAGGGUGCCAAGCCAGUGGCUGUAAAAAUUCUUAAGAAUGAGAGUAAUGAUCCAGCUGUAAAGGAUGAAUUACUGAGAGAAGCAAAUGUAAUGCAGCAACUGGAUAACCCAUAUAUUGUCCGAAUGAUAGGCAUAUGUGAAGCUGAGGCCUGGAUGUUAGUAAUGGAAAUGGCUGAACUUGGGCCACUGAACAAAUUUUUGCAAAAAAAUAGACAUGUCACGGAAAAAAUAACAGAGCUGGUACAUCAGGUUUCCAUGGGGAUGAAAUACCUGGAGGAGAAUAACUUUGUGCAUAGGGAUCUGGCUGCAAGGAACGUGCUAUUAGUCACCCAACAUUAUGCCAAAAUCAGUGACUUUGGACUUUCCAAGGCUCUUAGCGCUGAUGAAAAUUAUUACAAGGCACAAAGUCAUGGAAAGUGGCCAGUCAAGUGGUAUGCUCCAGAAUGUAUGAAUUUCUACAAGUUUUCUAGCAAAAGUGAUGUCUGGAGCUUUGGGGUUUUAAUGUGGGAAGCAUUCUCUUAUGGGCAAAAACCAUAUAAGGGAAUGAAAGGUGGUGAAGUCGCACAGAUGAUUGAAAGAGGAGAACGAAUGGAACGUCCAGAAGCUUGUCCAACAGAAGUCUAUAACUUAAUGAAAUUGUGUUGGACAUACAAUGUUGAUGACCGACCAGGAUUCGUUGCAGUUGAGCUGAGAUUACGUAACUACUAUUACGACAUUUCCCACUAACAACAUGAAGAACAGCAGCUGCCUUGUCUUCAGCAAACGUCUUCUAAGAAGCAGUUCAGUUUCCGAAACCAAAUGACUUGGAUUUUUGUACUUCCACUUUUACCAUAUAAAGCUCAGAGCUAAGCCCUGUGUGUAGGUUUGCCUUUUCUUUCUUGCUUGCAGAAUAGCAAGCUCCUAAAUAAAGUUGAAAACAUUGGGAACACAAAGUGAGCAGCACAAAUGUAAGUGCAGAUGCUUAGACUUUUGCUACCUUCCAUAAUUUUUUUACAGCUUUAUAUGCUUUACAUUUUUGUCAUGUAUAAGUAUUUAAAGUCUUUCAUCCCUCUUCCUGUAUUGUAUUUGAGUUCAGAUGGGGAUUUAAAUUCUUGUAAAUAAUUUUCUUAGCUCUUAAAUGGACAAGUAUUGUUACAGCUUUCCCCCUACCUAAGGAAGAAUAGCAUAAACACUUCUCACAGUGAAGGAAAUCCGCUGUGAAAGUGUCAGUCAUUUUGACUGACAGUGUGCUUGAUUUUACCCCCAAGCUGCUUUAUAACCAAAGUCUGUUCUCAGUAGUAAGGUAAGCAGCAAGAAACCGGGAGAUGAGAAUUUCUAAUGUGUAAAGAGGAAUCAUCAGCUCUUAACUUUUAAGUGUACACAACUCCUCUCUUUUCUCACCUCAUGUGGAAGCCCAGCUGUCCAUCAGGGUGUUAUUUUUUUCUUGGUGGAACCUGGGAACUCAGGGACUUGCUCUCACCUUUGGACAAAGUGUAUCAGCACCUUAGACAAUGACUCUGGGUUUUAGCCUGAAGUCCGUAAGUGUGGUUCCUGAAAAGGCAGCUGUGCACUGAAAGGUGAAGGAGCAGCAACUUUUUCCUUUGUGUGGUCUGAGCCUUCUCUAGACAUUCCAUGUUCCUCUUUGGAUAUACCAAAGCUUCUUAUGUUUUGUUGAGUGGCAACCAUUUCUUUUUUUCAAGCCUUUCUUGAAAAGCAUUUGUGAGAAUUUACCACAGCUUAUAACCUCUGAAACUAAGUUUCAGUCCCAGAUAAAAUAUUUUAAAAUAUGCUUAAAGAUAUCCAUUUUUCUUUCAUCCUCUCCUAAAUGUUACUAUUUAUCCUGUUACUAAUGCUAGUGAGCAUCUCAGGAAAAGGUGUUUGUUUUACCUUUUUUUUUUUUUUUGUAAUGGCCCAAGCAGGGUUUCAAGUACUGUGUAAGUAUAGCAAUGAUAAUUACAAAUUAUGUAACAAAUUUCUAUUCCCAUUUUUUACCUUUAUGUGUUUUUUGUCCAAUCUCAUUUUAAAUAUACUAGAAAUCAAAAUUUCUGCUUGUGUGUUCCCCACAAGCAGGCACAUUACAGGCACUUACAUGUAUCUCAGGAUUCUGCUAGAUAUAGAGAUUUUAGAAGAAUAUGAAAAAUAAGAUUUAGAGUUAGGUAUACUUGUUGAAUACAGCUGUUUAGAGCAUAUGUUUUUAGUUGUUUGAACAGGGUAUUCUUAGAGAUGCAGUGAUAUUUUUUCUCUAGGAAAGAAAUUGUGUGAGCAAUUACAAUGAGAAAGCAUGAAAUAAUUUGCAUAAAAUAUGACUAUAAAAAUGUGGGAUUUACUGUAAAACUGUUUGUUUCUUUAUACUCAUUUUAUGGUCUAUUUAAAAAAAAAAAAAAAAAAAAGCCUAGUUUUUUUUUGGUAGUUUUGUUUUGCAGAAUCCAGUGCUAGACACUUCAGAAAGCACAUGCUACUGCAAGAUACUGAGUGCAAUAGGCCAUGUUUCAAAUGUGAGUCAAACGUGACUUAUAUCCAAGAUAAUUUUUUUAUUAUUACUUUUAGAAAACAGUUUUUCAACAUGAACAGCUUGAGUAGAUGUUGCCCGUAGUUAUAUAUAGUUGUUUAUUAGCAUUAUCCCUAUUGCAGAGAAACUGUCAGCUUUACAUGUGCAAUUGGUACGUUCAUGGGGAUAUCAGUCAUAAAUCAAUUGCACAAAUCAAAACAAUUGCACAGCCAGUGAGUGACAGCACUCUAUUUCCCUGAAAUAUAUAUGUAUAUAUGUUUUUUAAAAUUUUACCUAGUAUUAGAAAACUGGAGGAAUAGUUCUUCCCCUCUCUUCUGAGUGAAUGUCUCUUUUGGUGUUGCUUGAUUGUUUUUAGUUUCACUGUUCUGUAAUAAAAGUUUACAAUAAGGA